AUGUCUAACCAAGAGCUCCCGGCCUUCUACUACCAUUUUAUUGCCUACGAGAUGAUUGGGGAUAUCUUUAUUCUCAUUGAAACCCUAGAGUAUUACUACGGCUCUGAUGGCUACACCCUGGCUGAAGAAGAUCGGGCGGUGGUCGUCAUGUCGCCCCAGAGAACGCCGGAGGACAUCGUGGCAACCCUGCUAGAGUUGGGGGUGUUGGAUCACAUUAUCGAGGAAGACAAAUGGGUCAUCUCGACUCCAAACAUCACGCCCGAGGACCUGAAGAAGCACUUGCUCAACGCGGGUAUUUUGUUUCCCGAGUCGGCUCUUAAUUUGGAGGAGAGAAGCGUUCCUAACCCUGGGUUUAUUAUCACGGAUGAACAACCUGAGACGCCCAAGGAAUCAUGA
This is a messenger RNA of Fusarium keratoplasticum, 396 nucleotides long. RefSeq lists its product as uncharacterized. The transcript is spliced from 2 exons. Lineage: Eukaryota; Fungi; Ascomycota; Sordariomycetes; Hypocreales; Nectriaceae. Bases 1 to 396 code for a protein of 131 amino acids. The record is from RefSeq and is a predicted model, not a curated record.